Wyeomyia smithii (pitcher-plant mosquito) is the source of this 2084-nucleotide messenger RNA. RefSeq lists its product as uncharacterized. Lineage: Eukaryota; Metazoa; Arthropoda; Insecta; Diptera; Culicidae. The transcript is spliced from 2 exons. Bases 454 to 2040 code for a protein of 528 amino acids. The record is from RefSeq and is a predicted model, not a curated record.
AUGUGCCAAUUCCGAAUCGGUUCGCGUGAAAUAGUAAUGUUUCAAUGAACAAAACCCGUCCGGUCUGGGCAUAUAUAAUCAACCGUAACAAACGCAAUUGAGUAAAAAAAAGAGGCAAAAACAAAAGUGCGACAAAAAAUAAUAAUAAUCGCAGCAAUAACAAACGUAUCGAUAUGCAAAUUGCAGGCAGCGUCGAGUAAGUUACGCGCCAUCGACUAAUAAGAGCACCAGAAGGGUGUUGGGUUGAGCGCGCGCUUAGAUUAUUUAACUGCAGCUAAAUCUGCCUGCAGCUCGAAGAUGGUGGAGACAGAGCGGAAAAACUAAACUUAACUAAACGGCCCAAAAGUACGAGAAGAAAGGGAACUGUGCGCGACGAGAAGGCGGGUUGUGUUGGUAGGUACUUUACCAUAUAAAUUGCACCGCCCGCCGGGACUGCCGAACCAGUUGUGAAAAAUGACCCGCUUUGCGUACUCUCUUGUGACGACGGUGUUGGCAGUGUUAACCGGAGUGAUUCUGGCGGACGAUGAUGUAGACUUUCGCGCGUUUGAUUUUGGCGAUGAAGAUACGGAGUUUUUUAGUUCGCAUGAGAAGUCCUUCAAUGAGCGGGACUAUUUUCCGACGGAUUUCAAUCUCGGUAGUCUGGAUUUAAUAUCGGCUAUUCCGCGCUUCGCCAAAGCUGAAAGUUAUGUUAAUCCGAGUGAUGUUGAGGUGGCGCGUACGAAGCGGACGACUUCGUCGAGUGUAGAGGAACCGACUGAUGAUAGUGAAGAGAAUGACGAUCGGAGCGUUAACGGACCGGAUGGUUACGCCGAUCGCUAUGAACGGUUUGUUAGUCGGCAUUUCCGGAAUCGAGACGAGCAACGGAACGACAACGAAAAGGAUGACUCGGAGAAAGGAGCUACUGAGUACGAAUACAGAUUCGAUUUCAGUCCAUCGGAUGACUACGAACGGAUCAAGCAAGAAUCAGAGGCACAGAGCCGUCAACUGGCCAAAAACCCGAAGAACUGCAAGGCCUACGAUAAAGAUGGAAUGGUGUGUCACGUGUGCAAAGAUCCAGUCACCGAAACGAAGUCGGAAUCCUGCGCUUACGCAACCGUUCCGCACCAUAACAAAUUUUCCUAUGUGAAAGAAAAGCAUUACAACAGUAAAGAUCACGAAAAGGACGAACCUGAAGAUGAUCGCGAGGAGAGCGAUGAUGAUGGGGAUGAUACUGAUGAGGAUGAAAGUGAGCAAGAUUCGGAUAAACGUGCGGAAAACAUUACGCUAAACCCUAAGAAACCGAAGGUGAUACCAACCAAAAAAUCUGUGGUCCACACACGACCAGGUCAAGAGGGCACAAAUGGCGGUGGCUACCGCUAUCAACCAGUCGAUUUGCGCUCGAACAAACAACGACCCAAAGCAACUACUACUGGAGGAGGGGUUGUACAUCCCGUGCACUAUGAUUUCUAUACGCAUUUCUUUCCCCCUCUGGGGCGAAGCCAGAAGAUCAAACAGCAGGAUCCGGCCAGCAGCGACGAUGUGUAUGUUCUGAGCUAUCGGAACGACGAAGAGGUGGCUAAGGUUUUGGCCGAUUUUGAAACACGGGACUGGUCUAACUGUAAAAAAGGUAUGAAGGACGACCUCACCUGUUACGCAUGUACCGACAAAAAUGGUGUUAAACACGAGGAAUGCAUGUACGUUUCAGAAUCUCGCCAGACACCACAGACCAACGCAACUAGCACCGGCUCUGCCACGAUGGCCACUACGGCGACAAGCUCCGUGCCGAAACCAACGAAAAAAUCUUCCCGCAAAAAGGUCACCCCCGAGAAGAAACCCAUUUCACCGAAGCAACAACAGCAGCGAUCGGCUAAGCUACUGCAGCUGCUGGAACCGACCGAACAGGAAACGCACCGCGGACAGAACCGACAGACGGUGAAACGCACGGUUACCAUCAGAAGUCACAUCGAUGCGACCGGGGGAGAACUGGGCGCUCCGCAGGAACCGAUCGAAGACGAACGGGUGAUGCACUACGAGCAUCGCGUCAGCCAUGUAACGGAAUAACAAAAGUUAAUAAAUAGUACCCUCUUUCCUGUCAGGUCUACUCA